CAAUUUUUCAUUCACUUCAUAGCAGGAAAAAGAAGAGAAGAGACACUCGGAGACACCAACGACGGUCCUCCCCUUUCCUCUUCUUUAGAGACAUGGUCGUCGACACGGCACUGUACGAUGUCCUGGGCGUCGCUCCAGAUGCCUCGCAGCAGGACAUCAAGCGUGCCUACCAUAAGGCUUCGCUGGCGUCACAUCCAGACAAGAACCCCGACCGGCAGGAGGAGGCGUCGCGCGAGUUUCAGAGAAUAGGCCAGGCAUGGGAGACGUUGGGCGACGAGGGGAGCCGGAAGAGAUAUGAUGAAUACGGCGAGGACGGCCCGUCUGGGAGAGCUGGGCCAACGGGGUACGGGAUGGACGAGGCUGAUCUCGAUGACGUGUUUGCUCAAAUGUUCGGAGGUGGGAUGGGUGGAAUGGGCGGCAUGGGCGGCAUGGGAGGUCCGCCUCCUCGACGGACAAAGAAACGACGGCGGGCACCCCCCACUGUCAUUCCCUAUUCGGUCACGUUGGCGGAUCUGUAUCUGGGCAAGCGUGCGCGCUUUACGCUCUCGCGCUUCGUCUUCUGCUCUUCGUGCCACGGAAGCGGCGCCAAGGCUGGCGCGCCUCAGCAGGGGACCGAGUGCUACGAGUGCAAGGGGCAGGGCAGCGUCGCCAAGCUCAGCAGUGCCGGUGGGGGUUAUAUCCAGCGGCACUACAUCGACUGCCCCUCGUGCAAGGGUGAGGGCGUCAAGGUGCGGGAGAAGGAUCGGUGCCGAAAGUGCAAGGGCGAAAAAGUCGUCAAGACAAAGGCCAAGCUCGCCGUGCGGAUCGAGCCCGGCAUGCGCGACGGUCAGCGCAUCGUCUUUCGCGAGCAGAGCGACGCGUCGCCGCUGGCCGAGAAGCCCGGCCACCUUAUCAUCGAGCUCAAGCUGGAGCCACACGCUGCGCUGACGGUCAAGCAGGCCGACCUGCUCGCUGAAGCCCACAUCACCCUCUCGGAGGCUCUCCUGGGCCUGGACCGCGCCGUCUUUACCCACCUCGACGGCCGCGCCAUCCGCUUCCGUUCUCGGCCCGGCGCCGUCGUUCGCCCCGGUGACGUGGCCGUGCUGCGUGGCCAGGGGCUUCCCGGCUGGCACGGAGCAAGCGACGGAGACCUCUACAUCAAGUGGGAGAUUGACUUUCCGCCGGACGGCUGGCUGCCACAGAUCGAGGCCCUCAAGAUGGCACCGCUCCUGCCGCCCAAGCGCGCAGACCCGUCCAAGGGCUACGACGAAGUCGCUGGACGCGUCGAGGAUGGCACACGCCACCCCAAGCACGACAACACCGAUGGUGAUGAUGAUGGCGAUGAUGACGACGACGACCAAGAGCAGCAGCAGCAGCAGCAUACCGCAGGACUCGGUCGCGUGCAGGUCGUCGAGCUGCAAAUGGCGCGGCUGGACGAGUUUGGCUCCCAUGCCCUGCCCCCCUUACCGGCCGAAGACGAAGACUCCGAGGACGAGGAGGGAGGCUCGUCAUGCGUGGUUUGUUAGACACUCGAUGUAUACAUUUCUGUAUUGGCAAAAUCCACCUAUCUUAUCACAAG
Molecule: messenger RNA, 1558 nt
Organism: Acaromyces ingoldii
Lineage: Eukaryota; Fungi; Basidiomycota; Exobasidiomycetes; Exobasidiales; Cryptobasidiaceae
Product: DnaJ-domain-containing protein
Exons: 2
Coding region: 93-1505 (470 amino acids)
Biological process (GO): protein refolding
Cellular component (GO): cytoplasm; nucleus; cytosol
Molecular function (GO): Hsp70 protein binding
Source: RefSeq, a predicted model, not a curated record